Penicillium verrucosum is the source of this 497-nucleotide messenger RNA. RefSeq lists its product as uncharacterized. Lineage: Eukaryota; Fungi; Ascomycota; Eurotiomycetes; Eurotiales; Aspergillaceae. The record is from RefSeq and is a predicted model, not a curated record. Bases 45 to 497 code for a protein of 150 amino acids. The transcript has 2 exons.
GACAUGCCCGCAGACAAACCUCGGAACAAGAGUUUCCGGACCUCAUGGAGCACAAUGCCAACUCGAAGAAGCAGAUCAGCGGCAGCAUGUGUGCAUUGUCGCGAGAAAAAGAGCAGGAAAAUGAGAUCCUUCGACAGAAAUGUGCCCAGCUCCGAAACAACAACACCACUUCUGCUGGAAGGGUUCAAUCUGAACCGGAACAUUCUAUUGUAUCGGAAAGCACUCCACGUACUCCAUUGCCAUUCUCGAGAGUAACGGGUAUUGGUCUCUCGCGGAAUGACUCUUCCUCCACUUCAACUAGAGGUGUAUCACACCCAGAAGUACCGGAGAACGACCGCCGAAACACGUCAUUGUACCAUGGCCCAACAAGUACAGUGUAUGAUGAUACAAGUACGGACCACAAUGAGCAUAGUAGAGCAGGUCAAUGGAACGAAGAGGGAACGCGGCAUUUUCUCUUUUCACAGACAGCGAGGCAGAGCAAGUCGGAUCUCAUGUAG